Messenger RNA from Durusdinium trenchii, 2337 nucleotides. The record is from the annotation of a GenBank genome assembly. Lineage: Eukaryota; Dinophyceae; Suessiales; Symbiodiniaceae.
AUGUCGCCAGAGGAAUUGUGCUUAGUGGUCUCUAGGUUGGCAGCCCUUGGGGUGCCAAAGGAUUUCAUUUGGCUGGUGGUAUUCACUUACUGGUACACCUUGGGCGCCAUUCAUCACUUCGAAGGACUGCAGGUCAUAGAAAUGUUUGCUGGCGUUGCCCGAGUAGCAAAGGUGGCCUCACGACUUGGGCUUAGGUCCAGGGCUUUUGAAAUCAUGUUUGAUGCAUCUCACGGCAAGAAACGAUACAAAAAGAAUGGCCACAUGAAGCGGAGCUUCAUGGACAUGAAUGGAGACGCAGGGUUUGCGCUUGCAGUGGCCUUGAUCCUGGCAAGCAAGUGGGGAGACUGCUUGGCCCUGCUUGCUAUAGUUUGCAGUUCCUUUUCAGUGGUCAACCGGGGCACCAGUGAAAGGGAUGAACUCAUUCCAUGGGGCGCCAGUUUCAGACCUUCAGUGAGAACAGCAAACAAAAUGACAACCAGGUCAACCUUGCUCUUCGCCUUGGUCGCGUGUAUGGAUUCAGUCUUCCUUUUGGAAAACCCAGGUGGGUCUUGUAUAAUGACUCACCCCAGACUUGCGUGGCUCGUCAAAAGGCUCUAUUGUCUGGGAAUGCCAGUAUUUCGAACAUUCUUCUGGAUGGCUAAUCAUGGCGCACCUACUCCAAAACGUACACAAUGUGUUUCCAAUAGUGCUACGAUCAGAAAGCUGGAUUUGGGGCUUCUCCGUAGAGCAGGCAAGGUCAAGGAAGAGGACGAAACCACUAUAACUUAUGAGAAUCAAGAAGGAGAAAAGAAGUUUAAAGGAGCCCCUGGACUCAAGAAGACGCAGAUCUACACACCACGGUUUGCAAAAGCUGUGGUCAACAUGGUUCCACAGAUGAAAUGGGAGUCGCGGGAAUCUAUCCCUGUAGCCAACCGGAUUGCGCCGGCUGAGCUUCCAGGCUUUGUUUCCGGGCUGGAGUGGAGUGCCUGGGAGGAGGCCGAGUUGGCCGAUUGCUUGGUGUACCUUCGGAAGUCUUCCAAGCUGGUCAUCCCAAAUGAGUGGGCCAGUGUAGAACUUGAGAAACAAGCCGCAGCCGAACAGUUAGCAUCUCAGCGGACCUUGGACUAUUCGCUUCAACAUGAUGCCCAACCCCGUGAGUGGCCCUGGGCUUCGCCAGCGCGUCUCGCAUCGGAUCCCACGGUAUUGGACACGGACAAGUCUUUUGAGUCCACUCUUCCCGCUAUUCCAACGCCAGUCCGCACAUCCCGGGCGCAGCCACCAUCAAUCUUGGUCCACUCACAGUCGAAGGACCUGGAAGAUGGACUUGAUGACCUGGAGGCCAUCAUGGAUGAUUGGCAGAGUGGGCCAAAAUCCAAAAAACGGCAACAACUCCAACAGAUCUUUCAGAUGUGCGGGUUCGAUCCAGCAACUUUCAUUGAGGAGGUGGAGGUCAUAAGAUCUGAACUGGAGGAGUCUGAGGUCACUGUAGAGGGGGAGAACAUAAGCAAGGAUGAUAUGCUCAAUGAAUGGGGAUGGUCUGAGCCGCGGGUGAGCGCUGUCAUAAAGUUCUGCCGCACAUGCCCUGCCAAAUACAUGAGGCGCGACAAAUACGAAGCUAAAACCCUUUACUGGGCAGAGAAGACCAUCAAGGGUGUGCAUAGGAAGAAAACGUCUACACAAAUGAACAGAACUGCGCGCUGGAGGGAACUUGGCAUCAAGGGCAAUCUGUCGCCGGCAGGGGUCGUAGAGCUUGCCCCUCAAGGGGGUCAUGGAGCUGCUGGAAAGGAUGCCAGUGUCCCGAAAGGUGCAAGCGAUGAUGAAGUCGAACCCGACGCAGACCUUGAGGUAGACAACCUGGCAGAGAUUCGGAAGCAGGCAGGCUUGCCUGACAUCCCUCCGGAUGGUUUGCCAUCUGCGUCCGCCCAAAAGAUGAUGACCUGCAUUGACAAACGUGUCGCCAAGCUACGUCUUGGACUCGAGAAGUUCGAAGCGGCUGGGAAUUUGUCGGAUCUCCAGACUAGGAUGAAGAACAAGAUCGAAGAGGUCAUCACAAACCUCGAGACAAAGCAGAAAACGAUUGAGGAGACCUUCAACAACGGUGUAGUCGAUGGCUUGAGCCGCAAGGUGGAGAGCACGCUUCGCGGCCUAUUCACUGAAGCGCAGCGGUCGGCGAUGGAAGCAGUUUCAUUGGAAGGGAGGAUGAGGACGCUGUACCCGAAGGUCGAGAAGCCGGCUGCGAAACGCAAAACCACAAAAACGCGUAGAGAAGCUAAGGCUAAGGCCUCGGCAAAGGAUAAACGCGUUCCUGCAAAGCAGGAGAAGCCGUCACCAGCUCCCAAGCGCAAACGCGCCAAGUGA